AUGGACUUCUACGAAUCUUCGUUUUUCCAGGAGCCAAACAAGUGCCUCCCCACUCCGGAGCAAGUGAAGGCAUUAUCAAAAGAUAUUGGUACCACCCCUCAACCGCAGCCAGUGAAAUUCAAAAAUUCCGGAGUCUUUGUCAAAUUUGGUCCUUAUGUCACAAUUGCGGAAGCCCAGUGUCUUUGGAUGAUCAAAAAAGCCUUCAGCAACCAAAUCCCCGUCCCCGAAAUUUUUGGUUGGCGAGUUGAUGAACAAAAGAACGUCUUUCUUUACAUGGAGCUUAUUCAAGGGCGCACAUUGCUCGAGUCAUGGGAUACCCUUGACAAGUUAGACAAGAGCUCUCUUGUCGAUCAACUACGCCAGAUAGUACAAGAUCUACGCUCUCUUGAACAGAAUCCAUUGUUGGACCCUUAUAUCGGAUCAAUAAGUGGUCAGAGAGUUCAAGAUUAUGUCUUUGAGUCCUUCCCAAACGCCGGUCCUUUCGCUUCCAUCAAGGAUUUCAAUGACUGGUUUGCUUCUUUACCCCAGACACAGGCUCCGAACAAAUUCGAGGAUCCUUACAGACAUCUUUUGCCCGAUAGUGGGACAAUUAAAUUCACCCAUGCCGAUCUACACCGUGGCAAUAUUAUGGUAUCUUCCAGCAAACCUGUUCGUAUCCUUGCUGUGGUAGACUGGGGACUAUCUGGAUGGUACCCAGAUUAUUGGGAAUUUUGUAAAGCAUGUUACACUAGUUAUGAAGGAGAAGAAUGGCGACAAGAAUGGAUUAAUGAAUUCUUAUGCCCAUCUACCCAGGCACAGUUGGCGUUUUCAGAAUAUAUCAUGAUACUGGGCGCUUUCUGA
Molecule: messenger RNA, 840 nt
Organism: Penicillium macrosclerotiorum
Lineage: Eukaryota; Fungi; Ascomycota; Eurotiomycetes; Eurotiales; Aspergillaceae
Exons: 2
Coding region: 1-840 (279 amino acids)
Source: RefSeq, a predicted model, not a curated record